Soboliphyme baturini is the source of this 1755-nucleotide messenger RNA. The record is from the annotation of a GenBank genome assembly. Lineage: Eukaryota; Metazoa; Nematoda; Enoplea; Dioctophymatida; Soboliphymatidae.
AUGGAAGACAGCAUCCAGCAGGUUAGUUCAUUCCCUCCUCCCCCAAUUCAUUAUAUCAACCACUACACAGACAAAAACAUAGCCGAUGGCUUAGCUCUUCCUCCGCCUCCACCAGUUCAAGGGCAUUACAGCAUGUUCGGUGUCGGAUAUUCAACGGACGAUCCGAUUAUCCAGUCGCUGGAGUCUCAGAACGUACGACGUCUUUUUCAGAUCGGUCCCAAUUUCGAUCGAAAGGUUGAAAUGAAGAAACUUAAUCACAGCAUUCUGGCAAAUUUUUUGGAUUUACUCGAGAUUCUUGUUCGUUGUCCAUCUUCACCUGAACGCGAGAGGAAAAUUGAGGAUUUGCAGUUACUCUUCAUCAACAUGCACCACUUGAUCAACGAGUACAGACCUCAUCAAGCAAGAGAAACGCUUAAGUUGAUGUUGGAAGUUCAGGGUCAAGAGCGGCGCAUCGUCGUUAAGCGUUUCGUUGCACAGUUUGAUGCCGUCUACCGCAAUUUGCAGCAGUGUUUGAACGAUAUACCUGCUAGUUGUGCUGGCGCUACAUCCAGAGAUGCUGAACUGUCCAAGUUUCUCAAUGACCUUCCUUACGACCGUGACAUGUUUUCGGAACGACUUGUCUAUCAGCAGUCUCCUCGGCGAUGUUUCGCCUGUGACGAAUGUGGCAAAAGUUUUCGUUCCAUUGAAGAGCUCGUUUUUCACGUUGAGAAUUGUGUCCUUGAUUCUUUGGAAAUGACCGCUAGCACUGUGCUGAACGAAUCCAACGGCCUAGGAAAAGACGAAACGGAUAAACCAAAUGGUGACGAAAGUAGUUCAGAUGUUCAGGCUGGCAAUGACAUUUUCAAGUCUCAGUCAUCAGGCAAAAACGACCAUUCUACAACUGGGAACGUUGAUGGAUAUUCUUAUGAAGAGCCCUCAAGCUAUAUGCCCGGUCGUGAAGAUACGUCGACCAGUCAUUCGUACUUUGGCGGAAAUAACCGUGAGGCUGGACAGGUCACGUUAGCUAACCCUCCAAAUUACGAUGACGAAGACAUUGAACCACCUCCUUUGCUGGAAUUGGCCGAACCCCCUGUCAAGAAGUAUAGACGAUCAUUUCCAGUGGGCGAGGAUGGAAAACAGAUAAGACCUAAGAUGGAAUGUCCAACCUGCGGUCUGGUGUUGUAUCGACAUAACUUCAGCACGCAUUAUCGUAUACACACCGGCGAGCUACCGUUUCAGUGCUCUUUUUGCGACAAGCGUUUUCGCACCAGUUCUGCUCUUACCGUUCACACGCGGUGCCAUACAGGCGAGAAGCCGUACACAUGCACCCAUUGCGACUAUUCGUGUAUCACAAAAAGGAAUCUAGAUCGUCACGUGAUUAACAAUCAUGUAAAACGCAGCAGGCGUGCGAUGCUGCGUGGAGGUCAUCAGUCCUUCAUGCGCACUCGUCUUCCUCAGCCUCGUAUCGGUUGUACAGAUGUCGGUAUGAUGCCCACUAAUUCGGUAGAAGCACAGACCGAGUCUCUGGAUGACAACGUUGUUAUCGUCGCGGCAGCUGCUGACAGAAUCGACAUGAUGGACGGCCAGAUGCUUCAAGUCGGGUCAGUGGAAGAGAGCGAAGUGAGAGACAACGAUGGCAAUGGUCCCAUAGUUUUCCAAACUGUACAUCAGAUGGGCACAGAGGGGGAUGAAGAAGAAACCACAGUGAGAUCUAAUAACAUGGCUGUUGAACGACCGCCACCUAUGGGUUCGAUGCAGCAGUUGCGAUUGUCGUAA